Messenger RNA from Limanda limanda (common dab), 5698 nucleotides. RefSeq names its product junction-mediating and -regulatory protein-like. The transcript has 11 exons. Lineage: Eukaryota; Metazoa; Chordata; Actinopteri; Pleuronectiformes; Pleuronectidae. Bases 308 to 2974 code for a protein of 888 amino acids. Gene Ontology annotation, cellular component: nucleus; cytoplasm. Gene Ontology annotation, molecular function: transcription coactivator activity; actin binding; Arp2/3 complex binding. Gene Ontology annotation, biological process: positive regulation of apoptotic process; 'de novo' actin filament nucleation; intrinsic apoptotic signaling pathway by p53 class mediator. The record is from RefSeq and is a predicted model, not a curated record.
GGGGAGGAGGAGGGUCUGGAGCUGACUGAGAGGGGACCGAGGAUGAGCGCCACCGCCGCCAGCUGGUAAACAAAUACAUGUUGUGUGUCGGAGGAGACAUGGGACACGGCAGCGACAUCAGGGGCUGAAGACAGACAGGGCGAGUGAGGACAGGUGGGGCAGAGAUGGGAGACGACGGCGCACGGCUCAACAUUCAUCCGCUUGAGAGAAGGAGGAGGAGGGCUCAGUAUCCUCCGAGAGGGACCGUGGUUCGGUCCAACACGCAGCUGUAAACACUCGCGUCCCCGGUUCAUCACUUCCAGCAGACAUGUCCUUCACGAUGGAGGAGAACCUGGAGUCGGGCUGGGUGGCCGUCCGCCCCAACGCGUUCGAGGAGAAGGAGAAGCAUAAAUUCGUCUUCAUCGUGGCCUGGAACGAGGUGGAGGGUCGAUUCGCUGUUACGUGUCACAACAGGACGGUGCAGAGGAGAAGCUUCGGCCGGGACCCGCUGCUGCUGGUGGAGGAGGCGACUGGUCAAGAUGGAGAAAAAACAAAAUGGCCCGAAAGUCCUGUCAGGGAGAAAGGGUCCAGCAGGAGCCCGGCGGGCAGAGGAGCCGGAGGGGCUGCGGGUAAAGCCAAGUCUGCGAUGGCGACUAAAGCGAGUCCUGUCAAAAUCCAGACUGUGGUCAAAGCUGCAGCACCUCCCGUCGGCCCCGGCCCCGGGUCCCCCGCUGUGGACGGCCUGGACCCGGAGGAGCUGGAGGCUCUGGGCCGGGAGGACUGCAGCUGGGCCGGGCUCUUUUCCUUCCAGGACCUCCGGGCCGUGCACCAGCAGCUGUGCUCGGUCAACUCGGACCUGGAGCCCUGCCUGCCGGGGUUCCCCGAGGAGCCGGUGGGGAUGUGGACGGUGCUCUUCGGCCCAGCGGAGGUGUCCGAGGCCGAGAUGGAUGAGCUGUGCUACCGGCUGCAGGUGUACCUGGGCUACGCGCUCGACACUUGCGGGUGGAGGAUCCUCUCGCAGGUUCUGUUCACGGAGAACGACGAUCCGGACGAGUACUACGAGAGCCUGAGCGAGCUGCGGCAGUCCGGGUACGAGGAGGCGCUGAGCCGGGCAACAAAACAUCUGCAGGAGCUGCUGGAGAAGCACAGGACCAUGGACAGCAUGGUGGAGUUGUUGGAGCUCUAUGAGAAAGAAGACCUGGCCUAUGGAGGUCUACUGGAUGCCUCCACACAGCUGUACCAGUAUCUGCUGCAGCCUUUCAGAGACAUGAGGGAACUGGCGAUGCUACGCAGACAGCAGAUCAAGAUCUCCAUCGACAAUGACUACUUGGGUCUAAGGCGGAUAGAAGCGCUAAAGAAGGAGGACUGUGACUGGCAGAAGAAAGCGCAAGAGGCAGUGCUUAACAUCCAGGAGUUUACAGUCAAGUACUUUGAGAUCACUGCCAGAGCCCAGAAAGGGGUGUUCGAGCGUAUGAAAGUGGACCAGCGUAAGUUUGGCAAAUCCUCGUGGACGGCAGCGGUGGAGCGCAUGGAGAGACUGCGCUACUCUGUCGCCAAGGAAACCCUGCAGCUCCAGAGAGCCAGGGAGAUCAGCCUGGAGCAGAGGAAACACACCCUGCGAGACGAGAUGCAGAGUCUGUGCAGCGGUGAGGAUGCAAUGGUUCUCUUGGACCACAUGGAGACACAGUACUAUGAGCUCCAGCUGCACCUGUAUGACAUCCAGGCAGAUAUACUACAGUGUGAAGAGCUGCUCCUCACCGCACAGCUCGACAGCAUCCGCAGACAAAUGUCAGGGCUAACGGGGGUCAUAGGUCUCAGGCAGGGGCAGAAAGAGCGUCAGGAAGAAGUGGUGUACUAUGACACCUUUGAAUGUGCUGAUGAAAUUACAGAGGAUGAUACUGCAGAGAAGGAAGAGCUGCGCAGACUUCAGGUCAGCACUCGACAGCUGGAGGCCAGAAGGGGGCGCAUCACUGCCAAGCGCUCCUAUCUGAAGAACAAGCGGGAGAUCUGUGUAUCCAGCCACACUCAGAAACAGCAGAAUCAUCAAACUGUCCACAAAGACUCUGUAGCUCACAAGGUCUUACAGCUGAAAAAGGAAGAAGAGGAAGAUGAGGAGAGGAAGAAUAGUAGAGUAAGUCAGGAGAGGCAGACAACUCUGGACAGACUACGCACUUUCAAACAGCGGUACCCAGGUCAGGUGAUUCUGAAGUCCACUCGACUACGUGUGGCCCACAGCAGAAGAAGAGAGCGAGGAAGGAACGUGGAGCUGGGCAGCGUGCGGGAGGAGUGCGUCCAGCCGCUGUGUCUCAGCACCAGCGUGCAGACGGACCCCAGCGCCACGCUCACCACCCAGCCCGUCACAGCCCUCACGGCGUCCCUCCCUCCGCUGCCUGCGCCCGUUCCUGCAGAGUCCUCCUGCUCCCCCUGCUCGCUGUCCUCCCUGCUGGCCUCCCCUAUCUCCCCUCCACCUCCACCGCCCCCUCCACCUCCCCCGCCAACCAGGGAGGGGCAUUCACCGUCAGAGAGCCCAGGCUGGCACGGGCCAAAGGCCGAGGGGAAGAGUGCAAAAGAGGAGCUCUCUCUCUCCCCGCUCGGCCCGUUCCUCCCUCGCUUCUUUGACAGCAGCCAGCUGAUGAAUGCCCGUAAAAAGCUGAGGAAAACUCCAGAGUUUGACGCCAACAGAAGAGUGAGCUCACCCAUGGACGAGGUGCUGGCCUCCCUGAAGAGAGGGAGCUUCCACCUGAGGAAGGUCGACCAGCGGUCUCUGCCCCCCACCAACGAUGACGACGAGACAAACAGCAUCCUGGCUCAGAUUCGCAAGGGGGUCAAACUGAGACGUGUCCCCCACAAAGAGAGAAAGGACAAGGGAGAGCUCCCGGCCUCCACAGACCCCCUGACCAGGAGCAUUCAUGAGGCGCUGCGCCGCAUCAAGGAGGCCUCACCGGAUUCUGACUCGGAUGAUGAUGGGCUCGCCUACCCUGACUGGGAAAGCUAAAGGGCUUGAUGCUCAGGCACAACAAAUAACACUCACACACACACACACACACACACAAAUGCCUGCACCUGUAGGCACUGCAUGAACUGUACUGUACUGCAUUGUAGAGAGCUGCGCUGUACUGCAAACACACACACACACACACACACACACACACACACACACACAUAUACAUCACUCACUCACACAGCCCAGUCGCACAUGUACAGUUCCCUGUGACUAUGCCAGGACCUGAGUCAAACUGAAUACCACUAAAUGCUCCAAAGGACGAGGGUGGACCGGUUGGUUUUUCACACUGCAUUCACCUCCAUGAAGCACAUGAACUGUGUGGUUUUUCCACUGUAUGUCACUGUGUUUCAUUCCUGUAAUCAGACUGUAACAAUGCCAUGUUUUAUUUUUUUUCUUUUGUCCUAUGUUAGGUUGUUGAGCUCUGCACUAACCCUCUGUGGCCAUUUUAACAUUCAGAAACAGCACAGUACACAUUUGACAUCGACACACUGCACUGACGGUUAUUUGUAAUAGUGAAAACCUCAGAUCUAAUCUUUUCCAGUUGCCCCCAAGCAUCAGAAAUGAGAAACUGUAACAAAAAAUGAUAUGUGGGUAUGUUUGCUGAUUUGAGGUCAUGAGGGAAAACCUUAAAGAAGAUUACACAGAAAUUUAAACUGGUAUCAGGAUUUACCGCCCAGAUUGAAAACCAUGGCAACAUCAAGCAUCACUUCCACCCUGUUUUUGCUCGUCCAGUGUAUUAUGACUGAUCACACUGGGCUAAACAGCUGGUUUUUCCCUGUCACAUGAGAGGGUGGUGGUGUCAGUCAGUGUAAAGACCCCUGCCUGUCUAAUCUGACACUGUGCAAAUACUGUAAAUCCUUUAGUCUGUCACACCAGAUUCGUGACCAUCCCCCACGCUUGGCUUCUUCCGGCCUCCGCCACCCCCAACCCUCUCUGGGUGAGGGAGGAUGUAUCGAUCCAUCUGUUUGACCCGCUGUGUUUGGCCAGGCUGGUGAAACAUGGACAUAUGCAGAGUCACUUAUUUGUUCGUCUCAUCCGGAAAACAUCUCUGACCUGCAGCGGGUCCCCUAGAGCAGGAGAGCUGAAAGAGAGUUUCUUUACCGGAGUGGAGGUCACGAUUUAUGUCGGUAAUUGUGUGGGCAGAAUUGGUCGGUGGUUCCCAAACGUACGUGGGACAGUCGUGCCUGAGCUGUGAGGGCGGUCACGCUGGUGUGAAUGAUGGAUGGCAUGUGGGAGGCUGGAUUGUCUCGGAGCUGCAGGGAGCAACCGUGGGCCGUGGAGCAGGCGGUCGUGAUUGAUGCGGUCUCUCCUGCCGUCUUAUUUACUUUCGCUCCUCUUCUCUAUUGCAUCUUCCCUAAUUUCUUCCUCUGCACUCAGUGGGCAGAGCGGCACAGUGGGAGUUCUGUUACUCACAGCGCUUGAGGUGAAAACACACUCACGCACACACGCAUGGAUUCGUGCACUAAACUCACAGCCAACGUGAGCAAAAACAUUCUAGUGAAUGUGCAGCCUUUACUGAUAUUUUUAAAAUGGUUUGUUGAUAUAUGAAACACAUUCUGAAUCACUUUAUCUGUACAGAAACAACAUUUUUUUGUUGUUUGUUUUUAAACACUGGUGAAACAUUAUCUCUGUAGUAGUUGAGGAAGCUUAAAAGUACUGAACAUGCAGAUUUAGACCGAAAAAAGUUGCAUUGAAGGGAAGGUAUGAGUGGACCAGUGAGAUGCUUAGCGGCAAAGGAAAGUGGCACACGCAUAUUUUAACAUGAAGCAAAAACAUGUGUCAUAAACUAAGCUCUGAGUCGGAGCAGCCUCAGCGUGCACAUUCUUCAACAGCUUGGAUGCAAAGAUUUGCGUUUUUUCUUUCUCUCGUGCUUGUUUUGAGAUGAAUAAUGAGGCCGAUGAUGUAAAACAGAAAAGUUAUGAAGGUAUAUGUGACAUUACACAGAUGGAAAAUAUCUCAGUGCUAAAAGGGGGUUAUUAUUUUCCCCGUCAGGGCAAAUCCGAGGCACUUUUACAUGUCUUCUGUCACUGUCAGCACAAAUGUUCUUUCAUGGUAACUUCAUCAUGUACCGUAGCAUGAGGCAGAGAUCUAACCCUGAUCUUAAACUUAACCCAGAACACACCUGGCUGGAUGUCACCAGAACAGUUUCCCAAAAGAUGUUGCUGCUUAAAACAUUGGCCAACAAUGUGCUGAAAACUUUAGGGAAACUGAGUUGAGAAAGUGACACCUCUGCCACGACCUGACUAUCACCUGGGUCACCUUAUAAACACACUGUCUUCUGUUUUAAACAGACCUUUAGCUGUUAAUAACCUUCACAGAGCUUGUUUGUCGGCUAACUGUAAUUUUUCAUCGCUUUCUUUCUUUUUAUUUUGCUUGAUUCCAAAGUAUUUCCAGCCAAAUUUGUUUGCUUCUAAACAUUUCCUAUGUGGUCCUGUUAUCCACAGGCUAUAUAUAUAUACAAUUUAUGACCCUCUGUGUGUAUAAGCACUCACUUGACAAGUGCAAUAUCAGUAUAAAGAAAUGCAUAAAAAAAGGGUUGAAACAACUUGAUAAUGUGUUCAGAUUACUUAUUGCAGGUUGCAGUUGUUUUUACACAGAUACUGUUCAUUAAAGAAACCCUUCUGCCUUUAGUCCUAUCACCUUCAUUUAUUCAGUUCUUUUUUUACAACGUCACCCCUGCAUUUGAAUAAAACCUUGUGAAGAUUGUCUCUAUCA